Messenger RNA from Spizellomyces punctatus DAOM BR117, 636 nucleotides. RefSeq lists its product as uncharacterized. The coding region runs from base 158 to 550 and encodes 130 amino acids. NCBI's taxonomy places the organism in Eukaryota, Fungi, Chytridiomycota, Chytridiomycetes, Spizellomycetales, Spizellomycetaceae. The record is from RefSeq and is a predicted model, not a curated record. The transcript is spliced from 2 exons.
CUAGGUCAUAUGACCCGUCGUGUUCGUCGUGGCUUUCAAAGCACCUCCGCUGGUUGAAUCAUCAACAGCCUGCCUUAAGGAACGUGUGCGCAUCGUUUCCAUGAUAGUGUAAUAAGGGUUGGUCGAAGUACUUCAGCUGUCCGGGUGAGAGUGAAACAUGGACGCACUACUCGAAACCGGGCGGACGGCGAUAACGCUCUUGGGCUCUAUUUCCCUUCUAUGUGCCACCAUAAGUUUCGUCUGGUUUGUUGCUUGGAAGCUCAUACUGCACCAAAUACCGUUUUUCCGGGAAAUAGUAGGGUCGGCAGGAUUUACCCAAAAGCCUGAAGGGCAGCCGGCACGCACAUCACGGAGACGAAGCCGUACGAUAAGAAGAGACGUCGGCGGCCACGAUGAAAACUUGAAUGGCCCGGAUUCUACAACUAGCCAUUCCGAUGGGAAACCCCGGCAGCAACUGAUUGCUGAAUUGGCAGCGUCUUCUGUUGAUUGCGUAGACAAACCGGACGUCUCGCGGACCAGAAGACGUGUCUCUUUCCGUAGUGAGAGCUAAAACAUAUUUCAACUUGUGUAUAUAGAAAGCACAUUUAUGUAUAGAAUAAACCUGUGGUUACAUCCUACUACGAGCCAAUACUGGAC